GAGCUACAUUCAUUUCUUUGAGGCUGACCUUUGAAUUUCUUUUUAACCAUUUUUAGAUUAAAAAUUUCUGCUUUUGAUUUCUACCCAGAUCUCGCUAUUCGCUCUUCCUCAUCAUCUUCCAUCUCUGAUUGUUUUACCAGUUUCGUCAGCUCUGAUUUUGUCGAAAAGAAUUGAAUUUUGCUUUGGUAUCUGCUUAACUGGAAAUUUACCAGCUCCCUGCAACGAAUUUCUUGGGGUUUUUGCUCUCUGGGUGUUGUUUGUCUUCUCGAUCUUCAUGAUUUUUCUCUGCUGUCUUCAAGAUCUCUGCUUUUCUUCACUUUCUUUAAUGCCUUUUUUCUGUGACUUUUGUUUUUAUCCAUAUCCGUUGAUUCAUGCUACUUUAUCUCUUAGCACUGAAAUGAAGACUUUCGAUGAUGGAUUAUGCUGCUCUGUGUUCCUUUAUAUUUGAUUUUGUUACAGAUUUUUGUUUUUGGUUAGGGUAUGGGAAUUUAUACAUAUGUUGAAUAGGUUUUAGCUCCAACUUCUUCAUGUUCAUUGGCUGAUUGGUGCUGUAUUUAGACUUAGCUUGUUUCUUUGCUUCUAGAACUCACAAACUUGGCUUGUUCUUCUGCAUGUUUCUAUAUUUAGCAACUUAUUCAAUCCAGCCGCAUCUUGCUCUCUUAAGAAUGGGAAAGACUCCUGGUAAAUGGAUCAAGACUUUACUUCUCGGGAAGAAGUCACCAAAGUUGAAUUUGGCAAACGGAAGCGAGAAACUGAGAUCUGUUAAGAAAGAGGACCUGGCGGUAUCGGUGAUGGAUGAUUUUUCAAACUUAUCGGUUGAUCACAAUCCAGUGGUUACAUCACAGCCAGAUUCAGCUACUACUACUGAUUUAAGUUUGGUUUCCCCAAACAAUGGCGAUGAGUCAAAGGUUAAUCUUGAGUCAACGAAUGACUUGGAAGAAGCUGAGCUUGAACACGCUGUAAUAAAGGUCCAGACUGCUUUCAGAGCUCAUCAGGCACGUAGAGCAUUUCGAACCCUUAAAGGUAUCAUCAGGCUGCAGGCAGCUAUCCGUGGUCACCUGGUCAGAAGACAAGCCGUUGCUACGUAUUCAUGUAUAUGGGGAAUUGUGAAGUUCCAGGCGCUUGUUCGUGGCCAGAAAGCUAGAUCUUUAGAUAAGGGGAUUCAAUUUCAUAAAACACAUAUGGAACCAGGUGAUUCGGAAGCUUUGCAAUUGAGCACGUAUAGUUGGAUGAAUAAUCCCACAAAAUUCUUCAUCGUUGAUAAGCUUCUGGCUUCAUCACCAACUGCAUUGCCUCUGAACAUACAAUAUGGUCCUGAGGAUCCUAACUCAGCCAAGAUUUGGCUUGAACGCUGGCAACAAUUGCAAGUUUGGUCUCCUGGUUCACGAGCAGCUAGCAUUAUGGUUCCAAAAUCUAAGACAAAGAAGCGAAAUUAUGAAGCAGUUGUUGAAUCAGAAAAGGCAAAGCCAAUGCAAGGUAUCAAGAAACAAUCCGGACGUGGAAAUGGCUCUAACCGCUCUGCUGCUGAAAGGGAGAAACCUAAACGAAAUGUGAGAGAGGCUUCCAAUCUUAGUAAAGAUCCCCUGAGAACUGAGAGUGACAAAGCUAAGUACAGUUCAAGAAAAAGUAGAAGCGCCUCAAAGGAGGGAUCUCCGUUGGAGGUUAAAGAUGAGAAGCCUAGGCUUCGUCAGAAAAGGUCUUCUCUUUCAAACGGGCCAGAAAAAGCCACCCGUAAAUCUGCUGAGAAUAAGAGAGAUACUGCAGAUUCUGUGCAGAUAGAGCCUGAAGUGAAGGUUACAGAUGUCCUUGAAGGAGGAGACACUGUUGAGUCAGCUGAAAAGGACAAAAAUACUGCAGAUUGUGUGCAGAUAGAGCCUGAAGUGAAAGUUUCAGAUGUUCUUGAAGGAGGAGACGCUUUUGAGUCAGCUGAAAAGGAGAAACAUACUGCAGAGUCUUUGCAGAUAGAGCCUGAAGUGAAGGUUUCAGAUGUUCUUCAAGGAGGAUACGCUUGUGAGUCUCCUGAAAAGGAGAAAGACACCACAGAUGUAGUUCCUAAAGACUUUGAAGUCGAAAAAGAAGAGAAUUCACCGGAGGAAGAUGAACCCAGAACUGCAGAAACCAGUGAUAAAGGUGAAGAAGACCUCAAAUGCUCGGAUGUGAAGGUAAGCUCUGAGAACGGUGGUAUUGGUUCUGAAAACACAAAGCCAAAUGAAAGACGAGUGCCAGGGCCUGCAAAUAUUGACAAUCAAGAUGACGGGAUUACGCAUAGCGGGAGGAAAAUCCCCAGCUACAUGGCCCCGACCGCAUCUGCAAAGGCCAGACUUAAAGGGGAAAGUUCUCCGAGAUUUUCCCUAGAGAAAACUGAGAAAAAUGGGACAUCGCGGCGCCAUUCUCUUCCUUCUCCAGCCAAUGGUAAGCUGAGCACUACUUCUAUGUCUCCAAGGGCUCACAGGCUUCUCCUAGCCUCAGCCAAAGGAUCUGUGAACGGCGACAAAUCUUUGUCUUCUUCUAAGAACACAAGUGAUAAGUCAAACAGAACCGAAUGGAAACGGUGAAGGUUCAGGCAAAAGAGAGUGUAGUCUCAUCAUCUUACACAAUCGAGCUUAUUUAUAGUGUGUUUUUUUCUCUGCGUUUUGGUUUGGUUUGGUGAGUUUAGAGAGUGUUUGGUUAGAGUUCAUGUUCAUGUGUGGCUUUAAUUUUCUCUGACAUAUGUUUGACGACACAAAACGGUUUGAGUAAAUAGUUUUUCUCUGUAUAAUAUAUUUCUUUUCACUCA
Eutrema salsugineum is the source of this 2776-nucleotide messenger RNA. RefSeq names its product protein IQ-DOMAIN 31. Gene Ontology annotation, molecular function: protein binding. The record is from RefSeq and is a predicted model, not a curated record. Bases 612 to 2555 code for a protein of 647 amino acids. The transcript is spliced from 6 exons. Lineage: Eukaryota; Viridiplantae; Streptophyta; Magnoliopsida; Brassicales; Brassicaceae.